Molecule: messenger RNA, 1571 nt
Organism: Centruroides sculpturatus (bark scorpion)
Lineage: Eukaryota; Metazoa; Arthropoda; Arachnida; Scorpiones; Buthidae
Exons: 2
Coding region: 268-1548 (426 amino acids)
Biological process (GO): neurogenesis
Cellular component (GO): cytosol
Source: RefSeq, a predicted model, not a curated record
AAUAUACAUUUAAUAUAUGAACAGAAUGAAAAUGGCAGAUUUCACUACUUUAUACGUCAAAUUGAAGUAGUGUUUUAGCAUAAUGACAAAUAAAUGAUUAGAUUAAUCUUUAAUUGCUCAAGGAUAAUUUAGUCUUUAACAUUGGUUUCAAAAGACGAUAAGGCAAAGUAUUUAUCAAACCAAGAUUUUAAUUAUUGAUUGACUAGCCGUAACAAUAAGCUUGUGACAAUCAUUCAUUGCUACAAUUGUUUAUCAAUCUGAAGAAACAUGAAUACAGACGAUAGUUUGAUUGACGUGCAAUGUGUCACUGGGGAAAUAUUCAAAUUGUCCAGCAAUAGUUUGAAGAGACACAGUAUAUAUCUAUUCAACAGAAUAGAAUGUUUUCCUCAUUUACAAAAUUGCACCAUUAGACUAAAGUUGUCUUAUCUAACCACAGCAAGAAUUGUAGAGUUUAUGACCAAUGGUGAUCCUUUUCUGACAUCUAUUGAUAACGCAAUGGAGGUUUAUGUAGUGAGCAAAGAGUUCGAAAUUCCAGAACUGUUUAAGCAAUGUCGUAACUUUCUCGUAACACUAAUGACAGAUACGAACGUCUGUCGGAUACACGAUUUUGCAUGCGAACAGAGUGACACGAUAUUACAAUAUUAUUGUUGGAAAAUGUUCGAUUCCCACUGGGAAACAAUCUUAAAUGGCGAAGACUUUCUUCAUUGCAAAGAUCAAACUAUCGAAAGAUUCGUAUCUCGUCCGAUAUAUCCUGAAAAUUUAACAGAAUUUGUUCUGUUUUCCGCAAUAUACAAUUGGGCGAAAUUAAGAGUUAGAGACAAAGAAGAAUCUAACGAAAAUCUCGAUGACUUUACCAUAGGAGAAACAUGUCGUGCUAUCUUAAACCCGUACCUUUCUCGUAUUAGAUUUUUGGUUAUGGACUAUGAUAAUCUGGAAUACAUUUUUCAGCAACUUCACGUACUUAAACCAAAUGAAUUCAAUGCAAUACGUGAUUAUCCGAUUAAUGAGGAUUUAUCAAAUUUUCCAACAAUUAGUGAGAAGACUGCAAACAGAUUACAAGAAUCGUAUACUGACGAAAAUUUUAAUAACCCACUCUUUAUAUAUAAAAAUCGCAGAAAUUUAGGAUCUACACGUAUCGGACAAUUACUGAUGCGCAAGUUCUUCGCUUGCCACGUAGUAGUUACGGAAGAUUGCUUUAUUGAAAGUUUGCAGUUACCCAUCACGCAUUGUAAUGUAGAAGGAAUUUUGGUGAACAUUCAAGGCAUCGUAGGAAUUAAUUCCACUUUAGUCAACCUGGAAUCUUUGACGUGCCGUACUGAUGGACUGAUCAUUUUACAAGAACCGAUAUUUUUGGAAAGGAAUUCUAACGCUUAUCUGGAAGCUUCUAUUCCGAUAGAGGAACUGACAAUAGAAAAUUCAGUUCUAUCAUCGUGCAAUGCGGAUAGUUAUAUUAAUGAUCUGUAUUUGUCGGAAUUGUCGCUGUUUGGAAAAGGACGUAACACAGAAGAUUGGGAUAUCUUUUAUUUCGAUGUAAAUUUAUAUUUUUAGAUAUCAAAAACCGUUUAAUUUUA